Microthlaspi erraticum is the source of this 1128-nucleotide messenger RNA. The record is from the annotation of a GenBank genome assembly. NCBI's taxonomy places the organism in Eukaryota, Viridiplantae, Streptophyta, Magnoliopsida, Brassicales, Brassicaceae.
AUGUGCACUUGGAUAUCUCCAGUUCACUGCAUCCCAAAGAAGGGAGGAAUCACUGUCAUAAAGAAUGACAAAGAGGAGCUGAUAACUACUAGAACAAUAGUGGGGCAUCGCAUGUGUAUAGACUAUAGGAAGCUAAAUUCUGCAUCUAGAAAGGAUCAUUUCCCUCUUCCUUUCAUUGAUCAGAUGUUGGAAAGAUUAGCAAACCAUCCUUUUUAUUGUUUUCUUGAUGGUUCCAGUGGUUUCUUCCAAAUCCCGAUCCACCCAAAUGAUCAGGAGAAGACCACUUUCACAUGCCCUUAUGGUACCUUCGCAUAUCGAAGGAUGCCAUUUGGGCUGUGCAAUGCCCCAACUACAUUCCAGAGAUGCAUGACUUCCAUUUUUUCAGAUCUGAUAGAGGAGAUGGUAAAAGUCUUCAUGGACGAUUUCUCAGUCUAUGGAGCAUCCUUCUCCUCAUGUUUGUCAAACUUGUGCAGGGUCUUGCAGAGGUGUGAAGAGACAAAUCUGGUGCUCAACUGGGAGAAGGGCCACUUCAUGGUUCAAGAAGGGAUUGUCCUUGGACAUAAGAUUUCCGAAAAGGGGAUCGAGCUCGAUCGAGCUAAGGUGGAUGUGAUGUUGCAACUUCCUGUUCCUAAGAUUGUGAAGGAUAUCAGGAGCUUUCUGGGUCAUGCAGGGUUUUACAGGAAAUUCAUCAAGGAUUUCUCCAAGAUAGCAAGACCUUUGACAAGGCUUCUGUGCAAGGAGAUAGACUUUAAGUUUGAUGAAGAAUGCCACAAGUAUUGGACCUUGCUGAAGGAUGCUCUGGUAUCUGCUCCGAUUGUUCAAGCUCCAAACUGGGAUUACCCUUUUGAGAUUAUGUGUGAUGCAUCCGACUAUGCAGUAAGAGCCGUGCUUGGCCAAAAGAUAGACAAGAAGCUCAAUGUCAUUUACUAUGCAAGAAAAAAUAUGGAUGAUGCUCAAUGCAAGUAUGCAACCACAGAGAAGGAGCUCCUUGCCGUAGUCUUUGCCUUUGAGAAAUUUCGAAGUUACGUGGUUGGAUCAGAAGUGAUUGUGCACACAGAUCAUGCUGCUCUUAGGCACAUCUUUGCUAAGAAGGAUAGAAAGCCAAGGCUUCUGAUGGCAUAUUGGUAG